GCCGAACGUGAUCAGACGGAUCACCCGGCUUGAUCGCAAGGAGGCAUGCAAUCUCUGUCCCAUACCAGCUAGCAUAGCAACCACACACAUCUACCGAGACCAGAAGUUUGCUCGUAGAGACACGGAUCGCAGUCAUAUUUUAUUUAAUGAUAGUUGUUAAGGCAUAGCUGCACUGUUGUCUAUAGAAAUAUAGAUCUACCACAUCGGAGUGACCAGGAUGGAAUGGCAGCCAGAUGAACAGGGUCUGCAGCAAGUGCUCCAGCUACUCAAGGACUCCCAGUCUCCAGACACGGCCACACAGAGAGCUGUGCAGGAAAAACUGGAGCAGCUUAACCAGUUUCCAGAUUUCAACAACUAUCUAAUUUUUGUCCUGACGAGCCUCAAGUCUGAAGACGAGCCCACUCGCUCUCUGAGCGGUCUCAUACUGAAGAACAAUGUAAAGGCUCAUUACCAGAACUUCCCUCCCAACGUGGCGGACUUCAUCAAACGAGAAUGCCUCAACAACAUCGGAGACCCUUCACCGCUUAUCAGAGCCACGAUCGGCAUUCUGAUCACGACCAUAGCCUCUAAAGGAGAGCUGCAGACUUGGCCUGAGCUGCUUCCUCAGCUCUGUAACCUGCUCAACUCAGAGGACUAUAACACCUGCGAGGGUUCUUUUGGAGCACUGCAGAAGAUCUGCGAGGACUCAUCCGAGCUGUUGGACAGUGAUGCUCUGAACAGACCUCUCAACAUCAUGAUCCCCAAAUUCCUCCAGUUUUUCAAACACUGCAGCCCCAAGAUCAGGUCUCACGCUAUAGCAUGUGUGAACCAGUUUAUCAUUGGCCGAGCUCAGGCUCUGAUGGAUAACAUUGACACUUUUAUCGAGAGCCUGUUUGCUCUGGCUGGUGACGAGGACAGCGAAGUGCGGAAGAACGUGUGCAGGGCCCUUGUGAUGCUGCUGGAAGUCCGCAUUGACCGCCUCAUCCCACACAUGCACAGCAUCAUCCAGUAUAUGCUGCAGCGGACACAGGACCCAGAUGAGAACGUGGCUCUGGAGGCCUGUGAGUUCUGGCUGACUCUGGCUGAGCAGCCCAUCUGUAAGGAGGCCCUGUCUGGUCACUUGGUCCAACUGAUCCCAAUUUUGGUGAAUGGGAUGAAAUACUCUGAGAUAGACAUCAUUCUUCUAAAGGGUGACGUUGAAGAGGACGAGACGAUUCCAGACAGCGAGCAAGACAUCAAGCCUCGCUUCCACAAGUCCCGCACUGUCACCCUGCAGCACGAAGGAGGGGAGGACGAGGAGGGGGAGGACAUCGACGAAGAUGAGGACGACGACGAUGACACGCUGUCUGACUGGAACCUACGGAAGUGUUCGGCUGCAGCUCUGGACGUUCUUGCCAACGUGUUUCGUGAGGAGCUGCUGCCUCACCUCCUGCCCCUGCUCAAAGGCCUGCUUUUCCACCCCGACUGGGUCAUCAAGGAGUCUGGCAUCUUAGUGCUGGGGGCAAUAGCUGAAGGCUGCAUGCAGGGCAUGGUACCUUACUUGCCAGAGCUCAUCCCCCACCUCAUCCAGUGUUUAUGCGACAAGAAGGCCUUGGUGCGCUCCAUCGCCUGCUGGACCCUCAGCCGAUACGCCCACUGGGUUGUCAGCCAGCCCCCUGACGCUCACCUCAAGCCUCUCAUGACCGAACUGCUCAAACGCAUCCUGGACGGCAACAAAAGAGUGCAAGAGGCGGCAUGCAGCGCCUUCGCCACCCUGGAGGAGGAGGCCUGCACGGAGCUGGUGCCUUACCUGAGCUUCAUCCUGGACACGUUGGUUUUUGCUUUUGGGAAGUACCAGCACAAGAACCUGCUCAUCCUGUACGACGCCAUAGGAACCCUGGCAGACUCCGUGGGACACCACCUCAACCAGCCGGAGUACAUCCAGAAGCUGAUGCCUCCGCUGAUCGCGAAAUGGAACGAGCUGAAGGACGAGGACAAGGAUCUCUUCCCCCUCCUCGAGUGUCUGUCGUCUGUAGCCACGGCGCUGCAGAGCGGCUUCCUCCCCUACUGCGAGCCCGUCUACCAGCGCUGCGUCACUCUGGUCCAGAAGACUCUGGCUCAGGCCAUGAUGUACAGUCAGCAGCCGGACCAGUAUGAAGCGCCUGACAAGGACUUCAUGAUCGUGGCCCUGGACCUUUUAAGUGGCUUAGCUGAGGGACUCGGGGGCCAUGUGGACACCCUGGUGGCCCGCAGUAAUAUCAUGACCCUGCUCUUCCAGUGCAUGCAGGAUACGAUGCCCGAGGUGAGGCAGAGUUCGUUUGCUCUGCUGGGCGACUUGACCAAGGCCUGCUUCCCCCAUGUCAAACCGUGCAUUGCUGAAUUCAUGCCGAUCCUCGGAACAAACCUGAACCCAGAGUUCAUCUCUGUCUGCAACAACGCCACCUGGGCCAUAGGAGAGAUCUGCAUGCAGAUGGGAGUGGAGAUGCAGCCAUACAUUGCAAUGGUUCUGAACCAGCUGGUUGAGAUUAUCAAUCGGCCCAACACUCCCAAGACUCUGUUGGAGAACACUGCAAUCACCAUCGGCCGACUGGGCUAUGUGUGUCCUCAGGAGGUUGCUCCCAUGCUGCCACAGUUUAUCCGACCAUGGUGCACGUCUCUGAGGAACAUCCGGGACAACGAGGAGAAAGACUCGGCCUUCCGUGGGAUUUGCAUGAUGAUUGGCGUGAACCCUGGAGGUGUGGUGCAGGAUUUCAUCUUCUUCUGCGAUGCGGUGGCCUCCUGGGUGAAUCCUAAAGACGACCUGAGAGACAUGUUCUACAAGAUCCUGCACGGUUUCAAGGAGCAAGUCGGGGAGGAGAAUUGGCAGCAGUUUUCAGAGCAGUUCCCCCCACUGCUGAAGGAAAGACUGGCAGCCUGCUACGGCGUUUAGACACUCUCAAGACACACCCAAGAGGUGAGCCGGCUGGAGGAGGGUGAAUGGGAAACUCAUCCAUCUGUGUAUUGCACUGCCCUGAUCUGGGGGGAGGGAGAGGGACGCUAUUGGCCGCUCCCCCUGAUGGACGGCCCCCACGCCCUAUGUGUUUGUCCAUAGAGGGAGGGUGGGCGGGUGGGAGGGAGGGACAGGGGGACACCUCUAGAUUAACUUGGCAGGGACCCGACACAGAAAAACUAACUGGUAGGGACAGAUAGAAGAGAGAGACAGAGAGAAGGACUCGGAGGAGGAGACGAAGGGGGUAGAGAUGUUGGGAAGGAGGGAGGCAGGGAAAUAGACCAGCACAGAGAAAGUUCAGGGAAAGCGAGGGAGGGGGAAAUUAAUAACGAGGCAGGGAAAAGGAGCCACAGAAAGGUCUGUUACUUGGCUGGGAGGACAGGGACAGUUGAGAUUUUAAUGGGAUUCUUAAGUGUAACCGAUAGCUUGACUGACAGACAGACCAACGUACACAGACUCACACAUAAACUUGCACAUGCUGUACAUGCAGUACAUGGAACAGACUGUGGGUGGCACUAUUAUUUUGACUUUUUGAGACCUGCUACAUGUAGUUAGGGACAGACAGGUGUCUAACUCUGUUCAUUUUCUGGGUGGUAUCUUUCUUUUCCCGGGGAAUAGGAUUCAAUUUAAAUUACUUCAUCCGUAGUCACUGAACUCUACUUAACUGUAAGAUAAUCUCGCUAUCCUCAUCUAUGUUUCCUACCUUCAUUCUGACCAGAGUGCUGCUUCACAGAGCUAUCCAUCUAUCGGACAUAUUCCUGUCACAUGUUCUACCUGAUCAAUCGAGAGAGCGAGAAGAGAGAAAAAGAGAAAAGAGCAAGCGUCUUUCCUUGUAGCUUCACAGAAACCAUUCCUCUAGGAAGGGAGGAUUAGGGCUAACACAUUUGUUUUCUCACCAGAGGGGGAGGAAAUCAUACAAAGAAAAUCACAUCCUUAGUUGUCUCUUUGCGGUUUUGUGUGCGUAUGUGUGAGUGUGCGUGCGCGUGUGCAUGUGCAGUUUGUAAAACCCUUACUUCGGCAUUCUGUGUUAACAGUGCGUGAAACAUGUAUUGUUUUUGAUAUGGUACCGAGCUAAAACUUGACUCCCACCGCAAUGUCCUUGGCACCUGUUAACUGUGACCAAGUGUGUGUGUGUGUGAGUGAAGCGUGUAUGUGUUUGUCUACAUUCGUACUGAUAUCCAUUUGAUGCCAUAUCGAUAUCUUAAGUAAAACAGUGAUUGGCAGUGUCAUUGUGAUCUUUAUAAUGUUUUAAAACUGGUCCAUAUUAUUAUAAUUUUUUUUAUUUUAUUGUUUAUUUUUUUGUUUAUUUUGUUUUGCUGCUACUGAUGAAUUUUGUUUCUAUAUUGGACUUAAAUUCGCACACUUAACACAAAAAAUUGAAUUAAUGCUAUUUUCAGUGACUGUUAAGUUGUUUUUUUGCACUUUUUAUUUUAUUUUACCGUUUUCAUUUAUUUUUUUUUUGUAAGGAUUUAUUUUUUAACCUCACCCAUAUGAUAUGUCUUGACCCUAAUGUCAGUGUUUGUCAUACUGUGUUGCACUGUGAAAUUAAGUGUCUAUGACUGGCAAAAAUAUCCCAAUACUAAAUGGCAAAUAAAAACAACUUUGUGAAACUGCGACUAAUCCGCACUUUUACAAUGACUAACCUUGCCAUAUUGCUGAGGUGUGUGCGUGUGUGAGAGAGAUCCUUGCAUGAGUAUGCGCGCAUGAGUACCUUUUUUUUUUUUACCUAUGAGCAUGUUUUAGAAAGUUAGCUCCGUUCAUAUAAUGUGUGCACAGUAGGAGUGCAAGUUCAUUUUAUUUUUUUUUUAAAGGUGUCCGUAGCCUGCCCUGGCCUACCUUGUGUGCAUGCUCUAUGUCUGUGUUUCCCACUGUGUGAAUGUGUGUGUGUUUGCGUGUGUGUGUGCUGUAGUGUAUAUUUCAGAGCAUAUUUUGGAGUGAUUGCCCUUUACACGCCAACACACCACCUCGAAUUCGCAACCAGAAAGAUAGCACGGUACGCUUAACAAAAAAUAAGAGCUAGGACACUGCCAAAGAGCAAUAGCCACUGAAAUUUAUGACGCAGACGGUAAGCCAGGCCGCUCCGUAAGUACCGUGCUGAUGUAGAAGUACAGAGACAGCAGGGCUUUUUAUGGUUAAUCAUAGUUAAUAAUUGAUUACAGGGAUCUAUAUUUUUAUGUCGAUAAUCUGCCAGUGUUUUGCAGCGUGUGGACAUUUGGAAACAGUCGUUGGCACUUGAUUAGACCCGGACUGUGACCUAAUCUCAUUAGUCGCUUAAAAUACAAGACAAUCUGAAAACCCAGUCUAAUUCUAUUUCCAUGGUUCAAAGCUUGCACAAGAGAAAGCUAAUUUUGGUGUUUAUUAUUAUUUUUAUUUUUUUUUGUAAUUGGAAGAUCAGUGUACAUUUUCUUAGGAUGAUACAGUCGUCUGCUUUCAGUGAUGGAACACGCUGAGUUUUAAGGGAAGGAAGGGAGAACGGGCGUCUUGAAUAGAAGGAGUGUCUUUUUCUAAAGUGUUUAUAUAAUGAAAAGCAUGAUAUUGUUGCGAUGCGGCAGAAAGACUUUGGAACUUUUUGUUUUUCUGUGGAUUGCUUUCGCCAGUCGUGUUCCCUAUUAUUUUGAAGGCGGGAAUGGAAAUAAAGUGCUUUUGAGUCUA
Mugil cephalus (flathead mullet) is the source of this 5599-nucleotide messenger RNA. It is a transcript of the gene tnpo2b, whose product is annotated as transportin-2. Gene Ontology annotation, biological process: protein import into nucleus. Gene Ontology annotation, cellular component: nucleus; cytoplasm. The transcript has 24 exons. Gene Ontology annotation, molecular function: nuclear import signal receptor activity; small GTPase binding. The record is from RefSeq and is a predicted model, not a curated record. The coding region runs from base 218 to 2887 and encodes 889 amino acids. NCBI's taxonomy places the organism in Eukaryota, Metazoa, Chordata, Actinopteri, Mugiliformes, Mugilidae.